Molecule: messenger RNA, 3986 nt
Organism: Perca flavescens (yellow perch)
Lineage: Eukaryota; Metazoa; Chordata; Actinopteri; Perciformes; Percidae
Gene: ccdc71
Product: coiled-coil domain containing 71
Exons: 2
Coding region: 275-1342 (355 amino acids)
Source: RefSeq, a predicted model, not a curated record
UUAGAUUCUCUUGGGAUUUAUUGUGGAUUAUGUUUCAGAAGGGAUUUUUCUGGUUGAACCUAAAAAUAUUUUUCAGUCACUUGUGCCCGUUCCCCACCCCCACCCCUCGGCGGGGUUAACAGAGCCCGCCCCCUCUCCUCUCUCCCCGGCUGCCUCCGCCUCUCUUCCCUGGUCUGUCAUCCACACCGCUGUUGUUGCAGCCAUUUUACUGUGAAGCGUCGGCACAGCGGCGACCGGAGGAUGCCGAAACAGCGCCGUUAAAAGGACUAGAAACAUGGCUGGCGCUGCGCGAGGUCCCGUGGUUGGCCGGCCAUUGGCAUUUGCCAAUGAAGAGCGAAAGGCGGUCCACUCCUGGUCCCGGAUCUCGUCAGCGGGGCACAACGUCCUCCUGGAUGCUCUAAAGAUCCUCAGCCCAAUGUCCUGUGACCUCUCAAGCAGUGAGGAGCUGGUCACCUUCCUGCAGGAACUGGGCGACGAGGGCCACAAGCCCACUGUGCUACGUAGCAUGGACGUGUAUGGCUACCGCUCCAGCACAAACCAACUCCUGACUGAAGACAUGCUGAAGCCCCCCAACAGGAGCGCCAGACCUGCUGCCAAGAGGAGGGGAAGGAAGCCCCCGACCAAGAAGAGAGAGGUGCACCCAUCCUGGAACACCUCUGAGAAGUGCAACCCUAAGAUUCAAGGGGUCCGCCCUCCAGAGCUGCUGGUGGACCAUCGUGCCAUCACCUGCAGCAGGACACCCAGUCGGACUAUGGAGGUAUCGCAGGUGCGGCCGUGCCUCAGACUGACCAACAUUGAGGGCCUGUCUGGCUUCCAUACAGCCAGACUCCAGAUUCACACUUCUUGGGACAAAACCUCUGAGGCACCAUCUGUUGCCUUUUCAAAGCAACAGCACCCUCCAACGCUUUCAGGAAUACCUUUGCAGCCUUCUCAGAACGGUGGUGGGGCGCCCACCAAAGCUGUGGCCUUGUUCAGCCAGAAGAGCCUGUCCUGCCCCAUCCGAUUGGACGGCGCCCUCAUCGGAGAUUCUGCACCGGUCUUUUACACAAAUGGACGGGCAUUCCCAGAGACUCACACAGAGCUGACCAGCAAUGGCUGGAGGGGAAACGGCCUCCACAGAGAUGGUCGGGGCCCCAAGGAACUGAACAACCCGACCCGGCAGAGGAAUGGCUGGAAGGACAAAAACGGUCUUAGAAGGAAAGUGAUAAAGGUGGAUGACUCUCGCUCUGUAGCUGAGGCCCGCAGAAAAGCGCAAAAGAUCCUACAGGUCAACCUGUCUCCAGUGAUUCAGAUUCAACCUCUCAACCAUGUGCUGAGAGACUUCAGAUACCAGAAUAACUGAAACCCCCCACCCCCAUUGUUUCCCUUAGCAGAUGUUAGUGUUUUACAUCCAUUAGCCUAUACCUGGCUGAGCCCCAGUGUUCAUAGCAGACGUCUUACAUUGGUUUUUUGUUAACUCUGCUGAGUGUUGAGGUCAGUCUGUCUUUGGAAGUUCUGGUUCCUGACAGGGGCACUCGGGAUUGAAAGGCAUUUGAAGUUAGGUGAUGCUUUUCUCAGCAGGCAGGGAAAAGACUUGGCCGAAUGCUGGUACAUUUUCACAGUCCACUUUAGUUUACACUAUACAAUUCAACCAACCAUCAUUCUGCUUUAUGUUGACUGCCUGCUAGCCAGUGUUGCUGAUGGAUUUGGGACACAGCAUCCACUGGGACCGUUUGGUCAAAAGUGAAUUUUCUGUCCUUCAACGAGGCACUGGGUCCUCCUCACAGUUGUUUAGAGUAUGUAUAACUCAUUUGGAGUAGAGUGCCAUUUUGUUAAUUAUUUUUACUUGUAGCGCUUAAAAACUGCUGUCACUCUGCAGCGCCCCAUUUCCCCUGAAAAGAAGGGGAAAAUGAAGUUGGUGAUGGGACAGAACAAUCGCAUUGAACGCCCAGAUAAACUGGUGGAAGAGCAGGGCAAGUUUCCAAAGUCCUUACAAGAGCAGACAUGAUGGUUGGUUGGUCCCAGCAAACAAAUUAACUAAACAAUUAAGAGAAAAAUGUUUAGUUUGUCUUCCUUUUUGUACUUUUGUUGUUUCCACUGGAAAUCAGGAAGGCUCUGGGGGCGAAUAUAGCAGGGAAUCCAACCUGCAGCCCAUAUAGACAUAGAUUGAUACUUGGAUGAUUUGUUUGAACUGCAGUCCUUCACAAAGUGUUCCUUUUUGGUUAAGUUUAUCCACACAUGGAGACAAAAAGACUUAUAGAAUAUUUUUGACUGCUGGAUGAUUUGAUGUCCUACAGAAACAUGAAUCCAUAAACUGCAGAAAAUGGCGACUAUGGAAGAGGACUUGGGCCUACAUCAAACAAUUGGAUUUCUGAGCUAAAAGAAUUCUGACUUCAAUCUUUAAAGUUCUCUCACUGUUAAACUUCAUCUCUGAAUCCUAUAUUUACAAAUUUCUGACUAAUUUCAGAGUUUAUUUUCCAAAUUGCACCUUUUCCCCUCAAAAUUCCUCUAUUCCAUGAUGUGGCCCUGGUCCACCGCCAUAAACACCAGAUACAAAAAUAACCAUCUGCUGUCGGUCUAAUGCUGCUCAAGAUUUACUUAAAUACAUUUUUUUUCUUCACAGGCAACCAACUGUCAUUUGGAGCCUUGAUGUAAGAAAUUUGUUUGGCUGAUUUAGAAAUGUUUGUGGUGACAUUUGUUAACUUAAGCUGCAGGACUUUCUGUUUCCUGACAAGUUAAAUUUGAAACUACAGCUUCAGAAAGUUGAAUCUCCCAUCAGAACUUUGCUCUGUUGAGUCGAAGGAAAGAAUUGCCCAUCAAAAUCUACUUGGUAGUUUCUUGAUUUCUUGUGCUGUUAUCAAACUGAUGUGGCUCACAUUCAAACUAAAAUAAAUGCACUUUGAGAGUGUGACAGUGCUUAAUUGUCGCCUGUUUCCUAAACAUGAAGGUCGUUAAUAUUCUUAUUUCCUGUAUCAUGUAGAAAAUAUGUGAAAUAAUCUGAAAAAUCUGGUUGGACUUUUUUUUUUGAAACCACACUGUUUUUUGCUACAGGUGCUAACUUUGCAACGUUGGUGCUGAAUUAAAUAACUGGCACAAGAAUGUCGUCAUAUUCUGUUUUUCUAGUUCAUAGUGGGGCAUUUAGGAGUAGCAACUUCCUUUAAAUUAUUCUGAGGGAUUUAUAGCACUGCUGCCCCCUGCAGGUUGGGAUGAGCUUGCCAAACCACCUUGUGUGUUUUCUAAAAGGUUUCUACUGUGAGGAGCCACCUUAAUUAAUUUUCAUGUUGUCAUCUGUAAGAAACUCCUGUGAAUUUCCAUUUGCGACAAAACUACAUUCCACGAGAGAAAAGUUGAGUGUUGACCUCGGAAACAGUACUUUUACACAAAAUCUUAACUUAUAGUCCACUUAAUAGCUUUUUCCCGGAACUUUUACUGAUCUCACAAAGACCGUUAAAUGUGAACAAAAGCUCUGGAAAAAGACAAAGCGAAACUUGAUAUUUUUUGUCAAAGUAUACUUUUAAUUUUUCUUUUUUUUUAAACAAAAAAAAAAUAAUGGAGAAAAAAAGAUCACAAAUAUUGACUACUUUAAACCACCAGUUCCUAAAGUCCAUGUAAAACAGAACUAAACCACCAUCCGGUCAGUAAAUGAGAACGAAAAAGAUCUGUUUGCUGUGGACACCAUUAUGGCUGUAGAAAGAUCUAAUCAGAUUUAAAAUGGAAAUAUGUGCUUACUGGUUUGGAGUCCAUGCAGUAUUCACGUAUUAGCAUUCUGUUCCCCUGUUUAAUCUUAGACCACAUCAGUGUUUGGUGGUCGGCUUUACAGAGCUCCAAGUCCCUGUUCUGGUGAAUUUUAUGUUCCGAUCUGUCUGUACGGAGUCAUGUUCAUGCCCACUGACAAUUCCCCUUUUCUAUAUCUUUGUUAGUCUUGUUUGUGCAACACUUGUAUAAUAUUGUAUUUCCUACAUGACCUUUUGAAAACGUUUUGUUCAAUAAAACCAAUCUAAAAAGAA